AUGGCCUCGGCUGCUAGUGCACCCCCCGAGCCGGAGAUAGGAGAGCCCGGCCGGCCGAGGCUAACGCGGAGGACCCGGAGGGAGUCGAGCCGCGAGCCGCCGCGGCCGCCUCCUCCUCCACCACCGCCGGAUUUGGACUACCUGCAACGGCCGAGCUACUGCGACGCGGGCUUCGCUUUGGAGCAGAUCUCCCAGGGCAAGGCGACCGGGAGGAAAGCACCACUAUGGCUGAGAGCAAAGUUCCAGAGACUUUUAUUUAGGCUGGGCUGUUACAUACAAAAGAACUGUGGAAAAUUUUUGGUGGUGGGCCUCAUGAUUUUCGGAGCAUUCGCGGUGGGCUUACGGGCAGCUAAUUUGGAGACGGACGUGGAGAAGCUUUGGGUGGAAGUUGGUGGGCGUGUAAACCAGGAGCUGAAGUACACACGGCAGAAAAUCGGCGAAGAGGCCAUGUUCAACCCUCAGCUCAUGAUCCAGACACCACGGGAGGAGGGAGCCAGCGUGCUAACAGUGGAUGCGCUAGUGCAACACCUGGAAUCAGCCAUGCGAGCCAGCAGAGUUCAUGUUUACCUUUAUAACCGACAAUGGAAAUUGGAACAUUUAUGCUACAAAUCAGGAGAACUAGUCACGGAAACUCAUUUUAUGGAUCAGAUCAUAGAAGCACUUCAUCCCUGUCUUAUCAUCACCCCUUUGGACUGUUUCUGGGAGGGAGCCAAGCUUCAUUCUGGGAUGGUCUAUUUACCAGGUAAAGACCCUUUGCAGUGGACCAAUUUCGAUCCCAAAGACUUCCUCGACGACCUACGUAGGGGAAACUUCCCCGUAGACAGCUUUGAGGACAUGUUGGAAAAGGCCGAUGUUGGCCAUGGCUACAUGGAUCGACCUUGCCUGAACCCCGCCGACCCUGACUGCCCUCUCACUGCACCUAACAAGAACUCCACCAAGCCGUUAGAUGUGGCAUGGACACUGAGCGGUGGCUGCCACGGUCUAUCCAGGAAGUAUAUGCACUGGCAGGAGGAGCUGAUUGUAGGCGGGACCACCAAGAACGGCAGCGGACCUUUGCUUAGUGCUCAGGCCUUACAGACGAUGUUCCAGCUGAUGACUCCCAAGCAGAUGUUUGAGCACUUCAGGGGCUACGAGGAGGUUUCCCACCUCAACUGGAAUGAGGAAAAGGCUGCAGCCAUCUUGGAGGCCUGGCAGAGGAGAUAUUCUGAGGCUGUGUUGCAGAGUGUGGCUGCUAACUCAUCCCAAAAGGUCUUGUCUUUCACCACCACCACCCUGGAGGACAUUCUUAAGUCCUUCUCCGACAUCAGCGUUAUCCGCGUGGCCAGCGGCUACUUGCUUAUGCUGGCCUAUGCGUGUUUGACAAUGUUGCGGUGGGACUGCGCAAAAUCUCAGGGGGCCGUUGGGCUGGCGGGUGUCCUGCUGGUGACGCUUUCAGUGGCGGCGGGCCUUGGCCUUUGUUCUCUACUGGGCAUCACCUUUAAUGCUGCCACCACUCAGGUGCUGCCAUUUCUAGCUCUUGGAGUUGGUGUGGACGAUGUCUUUCUUCUCGCUCACGCCUUCAGUGAGACGGGACAAAACAAGAGGAUCCCAUUUGAGGACCGCACAGGUGAGUGUCUAAAGAGGACCGGAGCCAGUGUAGCACUCACCUCGAUAAGCAACGUCACUGCCUUCUUCAUGGCCGCCCUCAUUCCCAUCCCAGCACUACGGGCGUUCUCCUUACAGGCUGCAGUGGUGGUGGUGUUUAACUUUGCCAUGGUCCUGCUCAUCUUCCCGGCCAUCCUCAGCAUGGAUCUGUAUCGACGAGAAGACAGGCGCUUUGACAUUUUCUGCUGCUUUUACAGCCCGUGUGCCAACCGCGUGAUCCAGAUGGAGCCUCAGGCUUACCUAGAUGGAUCAGACGGGAGUCGUUACAGUCCGCCGCCAUCCUACCGCGCGGCGCUGCCAUCCUACUGCACGCCUCCACCCAGCUACAGCCCGCCGCCCUCCUACAGCAGCCAUAGCUUUGCCCAGCAGACACAGAUCACCAUGCAGUCCACGGUGCAGCUCAGGACCGAGUACGACCCUCGCACGCAGGCUUUCUACACCACGGCCGAGCCCCGCUCCCAGAUCUCCGUGCAGCCAAUGCAGCCGCCUGGCCGGAGCAACCCUCACGGCAACUAUUACAACAAUAAUAAUAACAACAGCAGCCGGCGGAGUCACAGGACAUCUCAAUAUCAUCAUACCGGUGCUCCAGUUGCUGCUUCAGGUGCAGUUCCUCAGUCGGAUCCUGCUUCAGGAAGCAGCCAAACCCCGGAGAAUAACAGCUCCACCCGGGACUUGCUCUCCCAGUUUGGGGAGGCUUCAUUUGGCGUGAGGUGCAUGGAACCUCCCUGCACCCGAUGGACACUGGCUUCUUUUGCUGAGAAGCACUAUGCUCCGUUCCUGCUGCAGUCCACCACCAAGAUGGUGGUGAUCUCGCUUUUUCUCUGCUUACUGGGGGUAAGCCUGUACGGCACCACCCAGGUACGGGACGGCCUGGAGCUGACCGACAUCGUGCCACGGGAGACUAGCGAGUACGACUUCAUUGGCGCACAGUUCAAGUUCUUCUCCUUCUACAACAUGUACGUGGUGACGCAGCGAGCCGACUAUGCUCAUAAGCAGCCGCUGCUGCACCAGCUGCACCGGAGGUUUCACUCCGUCCGCUACGUGCUGAAGGAGGACAAUGGACUGCUGCCCCCCAUGUGGCUUCACUACUUCAGGGACUGGCUGCAAGGUCUGCAGCAGGCAUUCGACAAAGACUGGGAGGCCGGUCGCAUCACUCCGAACAGCUACAAAAACGGCUCUGACGACGGCGUCCUGGCAUACAAGCUUCUAGUGCAAACGGGGCGCAGAGACAAGCCCAUCAACUUUAACCUGCUGACCCGUCACAGGCUCGUGGAUGCCGACGGGAUCAUCAACCCUGGAGCCUUCUACAUCUACCUGACCGCCUGGGUUAGCAACGACCCAGUGGCCUAUGCUGCUUCGCAGGCCAACAUUCGCCCACAUCCUCCCGAGUGGCUCCACGACCCCACCGAUUCAAUGCCCGAAACACGUCUCACCAUCCCUGCCGCAGAGCCCAUCGAAUAUGCACAGUUCCCCUUCUACCUCAACGGGCUCCGGGAGACGCCGCAGUUCGUGGAGGCCAUCGAAAGCGUUCGGGCUAUAUGCGGCAACUACAGUCGGCAGGGUCUGCCCUCCUACCCCAACGGCUACCCCUUCCUCUUUUGGGAGCAGUAUGUCAGUCUUCGUCACUGGCUCCUGCUCUCCAUCAGUGUGGUGCUCGCCUGCACCUUCCUGGUCUGCGCACUCUUCUUGCUCAACCCAUGGACCGCCGGCAUCAUUGUAUUGGUGCUGUCUCUCAUGACAGUGGAGCUGUUUGGCUUCAUGGGGCUGAUGGGAAUCAAGCUGAGCGCCGUCCCAGUGGUCAUCCUCAUCGCCUCAGUAGGCAUUGGAGUGGAGUUUACCGUCCAUGUAGCCCUGGCCUUCCUGACAGCCAUAGGGGAUCGUCACAAGCGGGCAGUGCUGGCUCUGGAACACAUGUUUGCACCGGUACUCGACGGCGCCUUCUCCACGUUGUUGGGCGUUUUGAUGCUCGCGGGCUCGGAGUUUGACUUCAUCGUCAGGUAUUUCUUUGCAGUAUUGGCCAUCCUAACAGUUCUGGGAGUUCUGAAUGGACUGGUCCUUCUUCCUGUGUUGCUAUCCUACUUUGGGCCCUAUCCUGAGGUGUCACCAGUGGAUGGUCGCAGCAGGUUACCCACCCCAGAUUCUCCAUCCCACGUGGUCCGCUUCUCAGUCCGUCCCCGCCCCACCGCCUCGGCCACCUCGGGCGCAGCCUCAGAUUCGUCGGACUCCGAGUACAGCUUCAACAGCAGCGCUUCGGGUGUCAGCCAGGAACUGCCGAGCGACAAUUUGCCCCCGCAUGGGGGGCAAGCUGGAGCUGAAGAACAUCAGCAGUACCAUUUCCACACCAGUAGGGGCAGGGUAAACAGGCCGGAAGAGGAAAGGAGGGUGGGAUCAGGGCACCGGCGCUCAACCAGGCAGCCCGAUCCCCCGCCCUCUAAUGUAUCCUCGACUCAGGGUUGUAAUGCUGGAACCGGGCCCGGUGCACAGUCACAUAACAGGGACCCUAAGGAUCAGCACCAUCGGCAGGCCCCGCCCCCCGGCCGCCCGCGCACAGACGCUUUCGAAACCUCCAGCCAGGCCGGCGCCCCCUUUGGCACCCACGGCCACAGAGAACACUUGGGCCGCCGGGGGCGCGCUCCCCCGCAUCACACUAACCCUUACGGUCAGCCCAUCACCACGGUGACAGCGUCGGCCUCUGUCACAGUUGCCGUCCAUCCCCCCGGUUCAUCUUACCCGGGAUACGCCGCCACGGACGGUCACUGCCAGGAGGAGCCCCAGCCCUCUUUCCAGGACCCCCAUGUGCCCGCGGAAUCCCACACAGGACACAGAGGGAGCACGGUGGAGCCAAUGGAGCUUCAGGAUCUGGAGUUUGAGGCAGCUUAUGGCGACAGUGGCAGACGGGCCAGCUGA
Messenger RNA from Nerophis lumbriciformis (worm pipefish), 4551 nucleotides. Lineage: Eukaryota; Metazoa; Chordata; Actinopteri; Syngnathiformes; Syngnathidae. The record is from RefSeq and is a predicted model, not a curated record.